Molecule: messenger RNA, 5576 nt
Organism: Uranotaenia lowii
Lineage: Eukaryota; Metazoa; Arthropoda; Insecta; Diptera; Culicidae
Exons: 5
Coding region: 32-4948 (1638 amino acids)
Molecular function (GO): protein binding
Source: RefSeq, a predicted model, not a curated record
CAACAGCUGCUACUACAACGGAACCCACUUCAUGGAGGGAUCGAUUGUGCCCACCAAGGAGCCCUGUCUGAUGUGCAAAUGCCAGAGUAAAACGUUGAUCUGCGCCCUGAAAGUUUGCCCCGAACAACCAAUUCCACCGCCUCGGGGUUGCAUCCUGGUCCAUCGGAAUGGCGCCUGCUGCCCGUAUCUGCAGUGCUCCAAGCUUCACCUGUCCACCAAGAACAGUGGCGACCGGAAGAAGAUCCACUUCCUCGACUACUACCAGAAGGAGGCAGAGGAACGCCUGUCGCAUCCCAACUCCUAUCUACGUCGCUCCGAUGAUGACGAUGUCGAAGAGAAUGGAGCGUGUAUAGUGAAUGGAACGGUGUACAAAUCUGGUUCGGCAAUGACUUCUUCAACGCUGUGUUCAUACUGUUACUGUAUUAACGGGCGGCAGAAGUGUGUCAAGCCGAAGUGCGCACUUCCGAGUGCCCGAUGUGCUCCGGUAUUCAUCGAUUCGGCUUGCUGUCCAAUACGCUACGAUUGUUCGGGAAGCGUGGAAACGAACGAAGUAAUGACAACAAACGCUCCAGAGUUGAUAAAGAGGAUAAACAAUCGACACUACCUGAGAAUUGCGGAGCAUAAGGUGGUGAAGAAUUUGGGUUGUCUGAUUGAUGGCAAGAGUUAUCCGGAGGGAGAUCGAAUCAGUUCACACGAUCCGUGUGAAGUGUGUUUCUGUAUUCGAGGCAAUAAAAAGUGUACUCCCAAGAAGUGUGCACCAGCUAUCAAGGGCUGCACACCGAGAAUUCCACGAGGAGAGUGCUGCGCAGUACGAUACGAUUGCAGUAAGUCUGCUGUAGAUCGUAGUUGGAAAAAUACUGCUAACGGCGAUCUCAUCCCAGAGCAAAGUGAGCAGAAGCUCUUUGGCCGGAAGAUUGAAGAAGAAGAGGAGGAGCCGUUUGAUUUCUUCUCAAUACUUUUUGGACCAGAUCCGGAUGCACCGAAACCUGAGGCGAAAAAUGUUUCAGAGUUCGUAUCGACUACAGAGCUGGCACCUAUUAGCUCUACCUCCGAAAAAGGUUUCUUCGACUUCUUGAGAGAUGGCCUGGAUUUCAUCGAUUCGAACGGGGAAGAUUUGAUCGAUACAACACCGUUUCCUUUGUUGUCAACGACCUCGUCUAAUCCCGUUACAACAAACGCUGCCGAAGUUCAGACAGUGAAGGUUGAAAUUAUCCAGGAGCCGCAAACCAUCUACAUCGAAAAACCAGACUUUGAUUUCCCUGUAAGAUCUACACCUCCUCCUCCUAUUCCAGUUCUCAAAAGGAAAACUACAACUGAGAGCUUUACUACCAGUACGGCAGCUAGUACUACAGUUAAAUCACUCAGUACCAGUACAACUGCUGCAAGUACAACAUCAACUGAAAAGCUUACCACAUCAGUUAAAUCUGCUCCGCUUACAGCAACUGAAGCUUCCACUACAUCAACGGCAUCACAACCGUCCACUACAACUUCAGUUUCGUCAACAACAACAACACCGCCACGAACUUCAACAACUGCCACUUUACCCACAUCUACAACAACUAAUACGCCAACUUCCACUGUUAGUACAUCAACUUCCACAGUUCCUCCAACAUCAACUACUGUGGCACCAAGUACUUCAACAUCGACCACAACAACUACAGCCCCAGUAACAUCAACGACUCCUGUACCUUCUACUACAACUGCUUCAACAACUACGACUCCAUCUUCAACUUCCACAACAACGGCACUUCCAUCAAGUACACCAACAACGACAACAACUACUACCACUAGUACUACAACUACUACAACGACAACUCAAGCUCCCACAACUACUACUACUACCACAACAACCACGACAACAACACCCAAACCCACCACGGAAAGAACUACCCAACCAAUUCCUCCGAAGGAAGACUUGCUAACGAUCGAACUCACGAAGGCAGAACCGGAAUUCCAAGACCUGGAAUCGGACUCUCUGCUCAAGGAAUCCCUCAACGACAUCUCGAACUCCCUCACCGAUCUGGAAUCGGAAGAGGAGUCUGAGGAGACAACGACCGCAGCAGAACAUCAUACUAACACGGAACCGGUGACGACGCCUGCUCCGAAAGAAACAGAAACACCCAAACCAGACACGGUGACAGAAACGGCACCGAUGACGGAAAAACAAACGAACGCUCCUACGCCCAUAGAUGUCGUCAUCAAAAUCGGAGACUCUGUGAGCAAGGAAACUGUUGAAUCGAUUCUCAGUACGCUGAAGGCUAAAAUUGAAAACGUUACAAAGGCUGCUCCAAGUCUGGAUUCCACCGAUAUGGAGACAACAAAAUAUCGACCAAAUGACAAGUUUGUUGGGUUCGAAACCGAACCACUAACAGAGGAAGUAACGAUGGCCGAUGAGCUGACCAUGACGAAUGAAGUUCCAUCUACAACAUUGAGUCCUCGGGCUACCGAACACAAUUUUUCACCGGAACAGGAGGAAACCGAGGAAGAUGAUGUAGAGCAACCAGAUGAGGAGACAACCGUCGACUACUCGGGCGAUGAGAUGCUCGUUGAAGAACUUGCUACAACGCACUCUGCGAUUGAAUCGACUACCCAAGAAUCGUACACUGAACAUGACGAAGAAUAUGUUACCGAGGAAGAAUCAGAAUCUAGUACCAUGCCAACAACUGAAUCGAGUGCAUCGCUCGUGGCAGAGUUCAAAACGGAGAAAGAAGCAGAAACAGUAUUGGUGACGACGACGGAAAACACCAUUAGUUCAACCCAGAAGCCGAAACCCGUUGCCCAGAAAAACGCCACCAAACCUCUGGUUACCAAAGAAAACAAUCUUCUCUCGGUGUUGUUGACUGAGCUGUCUAAUAUCUUCGACAGUAAGAAGAACGAUUCCCACAGCCAAAACACCAAGACUCGAGUUGAACCACGGCCAGUCGUUCCGAAGCCCAUACCAAUCGGUGAAUUCCAUCGGCCAAGCAAUAUACCCUCGAUUCUCGAAUCGGACAUCAACCUGGACUACGCUGAGCCAACUCUACCUCCAAGUCUACCAAAUCUUAAAAUCAUUCCUUUCCUGCCAGCCGAUGCCGUUAAGAAGAAUGAACCCCCGGUACCGCUUGCAGCGCCAUACGAGUUCUACAAACCAAAUCCAACGAGCUACCCCAGCCUGACAGACGCCUACGAACCAUACGGCGUUCACAAGGAGCACGAUAUGCACCCGGGAGUACCCUUCAAACCCCCGAUGAAGUACGACUACAGUUAUGACCCAUCGCUCAACUAUCCAGCCUUAACGGAAAACUACGACCUUGACCCCAAAAUCAAUCACUAUAACACCAAAAUCAUCCGGGAUAAGUACGAUACAAUCAACGACUCCGACUACGAUUACUCAGAUACAGAUGCCCUGGCAAAAUACGACAUCCACUCCAAACAGGAACUGUUCAAGAACGAGCUGAAGAAGUUCAUCCCUGCGAAGUACGAAGCACCCAAAGAGGGAACCUACGUACCGGUGUAUGACAAAUAUGGUGUGGGCUACCCGGAGAAGAACAUCUACUAUCCAAAUCACAAGGAAACGUACGAACCUAUCAUCUAUAGUACCAGUGCCGGAGGUAAGCAGAGUCAGGAGGUUGAAGGAUUAGACGAGCGAAUGCCGCUGUUCCGAGUAGAAGAGAAGCCGGUGCUGCCGAUUUCGACCGUGGGUGGCCUCGCUGGUGGUAGUGGAUUUUCUCCCCCGACCAAAACUGAAGGGGGCUUUGUACCGAAAGACCACCUGAAGGAAGAUUACUACUUCGAUCCGUAUCUCACUACGACCUACCCCGUCGAUCAGACCACCGAAGAACGCAUUCCGGCUAAGCUGCAGUUUAAUUCGACGCUCGCUGCUUUUGGAGCAACCCCGGUCAAUCCGUUCACCGAUGUCAUUCACACGGAACCCGCUCCCCCACUGAUGAGUCUAAUCGAGGACAAGGAGAAACUGUUCUCGGUGUACCAUCUGGUGGCCAAAAACAAUCACACCUCGCUGGAUGAACUGCUGGACAACGAUAACGAUCGGAUCGAUCGUAUUUCCAUCACCACCGAUUCCAACUAUCUGUCAACGAUCGGAAGUUCGGUGGAAUCGCUAGAUCAAUUCUCAAGUGGGGAGGUUCAACCGAGCAGCAUAAACUUCUCGAUGCCUUCCAUUCAGAUUCAUGACGCAAAGGCCGAACAUUUGCGGAAUACAUCGGACCCGGAACCAAAUGGGUUGUUCAGUCUGGAGAACGUUCUGAACUACUUGUUCCACGAGGAAGAUUUGGCGCAUGAGAAUGUAGUCAGCAAUAGUAGCGAUGUUUUCUCCUCGUCGACUGCCGAUGAUUAUCGAGAUCCGAUUCCUCCGUUCAGGAAUAUUCCGACUAGAUUAAACGCAAUCUAUGAUCCGUCGACGAGUAUCGAAGCGUCACUUGGAGAAGUUAAGCCACCUUCAAUCGAAGAACAUCAUGAUGGUACGGUGACGUUGAAGGUGGAGAACAACGACUAUACCAAGGAUCUCUACCGGCCUUCGCUGCAUGAUCUUCCCUUCCUGAAUCCGAACUUCCACUCAAGUGGACCGAUUGGUGCUUCAGCUCCAGGACAAACUCUAGAGGCAGAGUUCAAGAACGAUAUUGAUCGAUACGAUUUCAAUCCAGACGUUGAACAUUAUCAGGUCAUCUCGGAUGGGCCUCCGAAUACGAUCCCAAGUGCCGAUGCCACCUACGUGGUGAACCCCGUCGAUAUCAACAAGCUCAAGCAGCACCACUCGGAGGGAACGGCCGAAAUCACGAUGAAGUCCAAGGUUCAUAGCCUUAAGGAAACGGUCGGCAUUCUGAAGCUCGCCGGUUGUAACAUCUACGGCCGAAUGUACCGGGUAGGCCGAAUCAUCUCCGAACUUUCCGGACCAUGUCUGGAGUGUAAAUGUACCGAAGUGGGAGUGCACUGCACCCCUCUGAAUUGUUAGGAUAAGUGGUGAGGAGCGCUUUGAAUGAAUGAUAUCGAUUGCGAGAGCGUGAACGAGACUCUGUGAUCUAGGUGAUAAUACUGUAGCAUUUUUAAGAGUGAAGGCCAUUCGGAGGAAUCAGAAACGAAGCAGCAGAGUUCAAAUUUUGCCGAACCCUAGAGGGUUGAAAACAGCAAAUGGCUAAACGCAUGUUUUUAAUUAUUUGUAAAAAGUUCACACCGGGUAGAUUGUUAUUCUUGUUUUGAUCUGCUUCGUUUGAAAAACAAAAAUCGUUAAAAUAAAAUCAAAACGGUUUGCUUAUUGAUAGAAAUAGGUGAAUCGUGCACGAAGAAUGCAGCAGGUUUAGUAUCCAUGAAUACUUUAAACUGAAACCACUUUUCACAGAAUACCGUUUUUAUUUCCCUUAUUUUGCUACUAACUGGGAAUUUCCCCGCCAAUUUGAAUCCACCAAGGAAGGACUUUUGAAUUUGCGGGCAAAUUCUGUUACAAAAACAUAAAAAAAACCUUCAUUUCUACUACUCAUGCUGGAAGACAAUUCUGUACUGCAUUAGAAAAAAAGAGGUCCACGUUAGAUGUGUAAAUGUAAUCUAGUAGAAUAAACGAACUGACGACCGAAACCAGUUGAAUA